Adineta steineri is the source of this 892-nucleotide messenger RNA. The record is from the annotation of a GenBank genome assembly. Lineage: Eukaryota; Metazoa; Rotifera; Eurotatoria; Adinetida; Adinetidae.
AUGGCAAUGUCAACAUUAGAAUCACUUCCAAAUGAAAUAUUAAUUAAUAUCUUCGAAAAGUAUAUUAAUGGUGUGGAUAUAAUUAUUGCUUUUAUUGAUCAACAAAAUCAACGUUUCAAUGGAUUAAUUAUGCAAUGUCGACAUCACAAUUUUAAUUUUGUUAAUUGUCAAAAAGAUUGUUUUCAUUAUUGUAUCAAUUUUUUACCAAAUUAUAUUGGCAAAAUUAAGAAAUUAGUUUUAUCUGAUCAUAACACUCCUGGUCAAAUUUCAACUUUUUUAUUACGUUUUCCGUUGUUACACAAUUUUAGAAAUAUUCAUAGACUAUCUAUUAACUUUAAUGCAGAAACUGUUUCUUGGAUAAGAAUUCGAAAUGCUCUACGUUCUUUAUCUACCACGAAUAUUCACACUUUAAUAAUUAACGUAAUACAUAUGGAAAGACCAUCAAGAUUGAAUUAUAUUAAUUAUGAUAUGUUUGAUUUACAAAGUAUUAAACGAAUAGAUCUACUGAGCGAUAUUUCAUAUGAUGAUUGGGGUUUAUUACCAACUUUGUUCUCAAAAAUUGAACAUUUGACGAGCAUUAGAAUGUCAUGUGACUUUCAAUAUCUCUGUUCUAUUUUACAGAAUGCUUUUCAUCUCAAAUAUCUUAACGUUAGACUAGAUUCUUCGAGCCUUAGUCGUUUUUUUAAACCGUAUCAACACACAAACGAUAGUAUUAUAUCAAUACCUGUUCUUCAUACAUUUCUAUUGUCUUUUCAAUCUACUGACCCAACAACAUUCGAAAAGCUUGCAUAUUAUUUAAGACGUAUGCCUGCUUUACGUCGCUUAGACAUUAAAGCACAUGGAGCACUUCUUGAUGCAAAUGCUUGGGAGGCUUUACUUCAAACAUCAUUAC